GCUAGAAAAAGACUCUGAAUACAAAUCGAAAGUAGAGCCACCGUUCAAAUGGCGAAGAGAAAAUCCGACGAGAACUGGGGGAAUUCUGAAAGACCAAGGAAGAGGUUAUCAAAAGGAGAAACCAGCGGAUCUGUAGAAGACGCACUAACCAUCAUUGAGAAACAGGUUCAGAUUGUGAGAGAUAUAAAAAGUCAAGAAAAUACCCACAGUCUUCACGCAAUCAUUGAUCAGCUGCAGAAGAAACUAGAGGCUGAGAAAAAAGCUAAAUCAGAGGCUUUGAAAACUAAAGAAGACGCUUUAAACAGAUUGAGCUCAGUGGCAGCGAAUCGACUUCGAGAUAAUAAUCCCGGUAUUACAGAUCUUAGUGACCCAAAUCGACCUAUCAAAUUAGGAGAAAAGGCUUCUGAGAUCUACGAUAACGAAUGGACAAAUGCUUUAGAAAACCUAGAAGAGUUACGAAAAGCAACGGAUGUAGAAUAUGACGAAGAACAGGAUGUGAUGCUGCUUCUCAGCAUUCUAACAGACAUUUUUCAGAUGUGCAUUGCAGAUACCACCGAGCACAUCGAAAACAUAUCUCGGAUGCUACUUUCUCCAGCAUUGGUGAAAAUUAAACAUAAACCAAAAGUCCCCUCGGUGUUCUUGAAAGAAAUUAAAGAUUUUCGAAGGCAGCAUUGCACGGAAUCAGUUCUUCAAAGUUUAACCGAGCAUUACGUAGAAAAACUCCCCGACCACAACCCGGAACAACUGACGCCGGAUGUGAUGAAAGCUUGCAAGGAGUACAUCCACAGAUGUGUUGAACUUUCGUGGUUGAUGUCCAUUCAAGAUCCGCCUAUGUGUAUGGAAUGGCAAUUUCAGGGUUGUAAAUUCAGAAGGGAUAUAAUGCGGUCUUUUACGAAGAGUGGAGAUAAGGUGCAGUUUGUCGUCUGGCCUGCAUUAUACCUUCAUGAUGGCGGACCUUUGGUUGCCAAGGCGAUUGUUCAAGGAGUGAAAACCGAGAAGAAGAGAAAAAGAAACGAUUAAUUAAACAUAUUGACGUAUGAUUAUAUUUUCAUGUUAAUGCAAAAUAAUUUUAGUGAAUUAUUGUAUAUUCUUUUUAAACAGGCGCUACUAUCUAAUGUUAUUAAUGUUUCCAAAGAAAAUUAAUUUGAAAAUCAUAGAUUAUUUUUGAUUCCUUUUCCAACCAUGUAAAAUGAGCACAUGUAGAUGUCAUUUCCAAACUCAAACUUAAACACGAUGUUUCCUUUAAUCAUAAUAUGUAUAAUCAUAAUAUGUAUCCCUUACAUCAGAUUUUUUUUAUGUGGGCCAAUUCAUCUUUCUCUAUGUACCGCACGUUACAGACGUCAUAUUGAUUGGAAGCGCUAGAAUAUUACAUGUAUAUUUCGUAAUUUAUAUGCACCAUCUAUAGAGUGUGUACAUGUAUAUGUAUUCUUUUGAGACAUAGAAAAGUGGGUGUUUCGGUUCUUAUUUUUGAGACAAGGUCACUCCAAGGUCACACUCUUUUUAUGCCAAAGGAUCAUGACAUUCUGUUGGAGCAUAUAUGGAUAAUUAUAAGCAUAUAUGAAUAUUUAUAAGCAUAUAUGAAUAUUUAUACUUGUGAUUCGUUUUUGCUGCACAAUAACUGCGUAUGAACACAUUUCUGUCUGUUGGCAUAGCAUAACUAAUAAAAUAAACUUGCAAACUCUGUAA
Messenger RNA from Ostrea edulis (European flat oyster), 1686 nucleotides. RefSeq lists its product as uncharacterized. The transcript is spliced from 7 exons. NCBI's taxonomy places the organism in Eukaryota, Metazoa, Mollusca, Bivalvia, Ostreida, Ostreidae. Gene Ontology annotation, cellular component: mitochondrial outer membrane. Bases 49 to 1020 code for a protein of 323 amino acids. The record is from RefSeq and is a predicted model, not a curated record. Gene Ontology annotation, biological process: mitophagy by internal vacuole formation; mitochondrial protein catabolic process.